AUGACAACCGACGGUUCGGUAACGGGCUGCUCUAGUCUAGAUUUGCACGAGUCCUUUGUGACCACUCGCGGCACCAUUCUUUGCACUGCCGUCAACGUCACGAACGCUGACUUGACAUCCAUCGGAGGGCCAUCAGAUGGGUGGGUAUUCGACACUAUGGUCUUGGAAAUCGACAUCAAGACCAACGACAUCUUGUUCAUGUGGAGCCCUCUCAAAGCAGGCAUUCCUAUUAACUCUACGAAACUAUCUCUGUCCUCUAGUGGGACUUCACAGUCUAACCCCUUCGAUUGGUUUCACAUGAACUCUGUUACAACUUUGAAGGAUGGCUAUUUGGCAAACUCUCGACACACCUGGACUUCUUAUGCUCUAGAUUCAAAGGGCAAACUGCAAUGGAGCCUCGAAGGGUCAAAUGGCGGCGACUUUUCUCUACCAGCAGCGGGAAACUUUUCUUGGCAACACCACGUUCGAGUACAGGACGAGACUUCGAGUUCCCUUGUCUUGCACAUGUUCAACGACAUGAAUGAUGAUAAGGGAGACAAGCCAUCGAAUGGCCUUGAGUUGCACUUGGAUCUAGAUAAGCGCAGUGCCACAAUCAAGAAGCUCUAUAUCGACCGACACGACGAGAUCGACACAUCAUCCCAGGGCUCUUAUCAAGACUUUUCCAACGGAAACGUUCUCCUCGGCUACGGCAACGUUGGCUACGUAAAGGAGUUCGGCCCUGAGGGUGAUGUCCGCAUGAGCAUGUCUGGUGCAGCCUCGUACCGUGUAUAUCGGGAGGUUUGGGAUGCUACGCCGGCAGGAUACCCGCCAAAUGCAACAGCUAUAGAAGGAAAAGGUUGGGUCAGCUGGAACGGAGACACGAGGACUACCAAGUGGGUAGUAUAUGCAGGCUCCUCAAAAGAUUCGCUUACCAAGGUUGGAGAGGUAGUACGUACUGGCUUCGAGACAGAGUACAGUCUGCCUAGCGGAGCAAGCUGGGUUCAGGUAGGCGCCUUUGCCGGAGAUUACUAUUUACGAAACUCGAGUAUAGUUCUUAUUAGUAAUUAA
Molecule: messenger RNA, 1047 nt
Organism: Fusarium musae
Lineage: Eukaryota; Fungi; Ascomycota; Sordariomycetes; Hypocreales; Nectriaceae
Exons: 2
Coding region: 1-1047 (348 amino acids)
Source: RefSeq, a predicted model, not a curated record